Messenger RNA from Drosophila yakuba, 1946 nucleotides. RefSeq names its product gustatory receptor for sugar taste 43a (gene Gr43a). Gene Ontology annotation, cellular component: dendrite; membrane; neuronal cell body. The record is from RefSeq and is a predicted model, not a curated record. Bases 329 to 1822 code for a protein of 497 amino acids. Gene Ontology annotation, biological process: sensory perception of taste. The transcript has 7 exons. NCBI's taxonomy places the organism in Eukaryota, Metazoa, Arthropoda, Insecta, Diptera, Drosophilidae.
AUAAUUGGCUCCUGCUCCUGUGUCCUUUCCGGCUUGGUAUUUUCACACGCUAAUUAUUAUUUACAUCGCGGACAGCCGAGCUUUUUGAUAAGCAAAUGUGUUACUCACUCGCACAUGGGGUGGUGUUUGCCCAGACGGUCUGCGAGGGUCAUGUGGAAGCGGUGUGAGUGCUAUGGGGGGCGGUCCGCUAAUAAUAGUCAAAUAUGGGAGCGCAGUAUUUGUUUGGUGUCGAAUAUGGCGUUUUGCAAUUUAAGGUCCUGUAUGUGGCCACUUGGGAACAGUUCUCGCCCGGAGGUCCUACUGCUAGUGUUCCUCGUCGUAAAAUACCAUGGAGAUAUCCCAGCCCAGCAUCGGCAUCUUCUACGUCAGCAAAGUCCUAGCCCUGGCUCCAUAUGCUACUGCCCGGAACUCCAAGGGCCAAGUGGAAAUCGGUCGCAGUUGGCUCUUCACGGUAUACUCGGCCACGUUAACGGUGGUCAUGGUUUUUCUCACCUAUCGGGGACUCUUGUUCGAUGCCAACUCCGAAAUACCAGUGCGUGCAUCUUUUAGAAUGAAGUCGGCAACGUCGAAGGUGGUGACGGCCCUGGACGUUUCUGUGGUUGUCAUGGCCAUUGUAUCCGGUGUUUACUGUGGUCUUUUUAGCCUUAACGACACUCUCGAGCUCAACGAUCGCCUAAACAAGAUCGAUAGUACUUUAAAUGCGUACAACAACUUUCGAAGAGAUCGAUGGCGAGCCUUGGGAAUGGCUGCCGUCUCCUUGGUGGCCAUUUCCCUUCUGGUCGGCCUCGAUGUCGGGACGUGGAUGCGCAUUGCCCAGGAUAUGAACAUUGCUCAGUCGGAUACGGAGCUCAAUGUGCACUGGUACAUUCCCUUUUACAGUCUCUACUUCAUACUCACGGGCUUGCAAGUUAAUUUUGCCAACACGGCUUACGGACUUGGCAGGCGCUUUGGACGCCUGAAUCGAAUGCUUUCGAGCAGCUUUCUUGCAGAGAACAACGCAACCAGUGCCAUUAAAACCCAAAAAGUCAGCACCGUCAAGAACAUAAGCUUAAAUCGCCCUUCAAUGCCAUCGGCACUCCAUGCGAGCCUGACGAAGCUGAACGGCGAAACCCAAGCCAGCGAAUCCACAGGUGACAAGGCAGCCGCCCGCAGUCUAAUCCUCAACGUGGAGUUACUCAAAUUGGGAUAUUUUCCAGCCAAAAACAAGGGGUUGCUCCUGAAAUCUCUGGCGGACAGUCACGAGUCGCUGGGAAAGUGUGUCCAUCUCUUGUCCAACUCCUUCGGCAUUGCGGUUCUCUUCAUCCUGCUGUCCUGUCUACUGCAUCUUGUAGCUACGGCCUAUUUCCUCUUUUUGGAACUGCUCAGCAAGCGGGAUAACGGGUACCUGUGGGUGCAGAUGCUCUGGAUUUGCUUUCAUUUCCUGCGAUUGCUCAUGGUGGUGGAGCCGUGCCACUUGGCUGCCCGAGAGUCCCGCAAAACGAUCCAGAUUGUUUGUGAGAUCGAGCGGAAAGUGCACGAGCCUAUCCUCGCGGAGGCGGUUAAGAAGUUUUGGCAGCAGUUACUCGUGGUAGAUGCUGACUUCUCCGCCUGUGGAUUGUGUCGCGUUAACCGCACCAUUCUAACAUCGGUAAUGAUUUGUACUAUCAUAAAUAAUAUCACCGUAUUAUUCUUUUGUUUUCUGUUUGCAGUUUGCAUCGGCCAUAGCCACCUAUCUCGUAAUUCUCAUUCAGUUUCAACGGACCAAUGGGUAAUGUUUUUAGAUAUACAAAAAGUGGCUUUUUUAUUAACACUAUUAACUAAACGGAGUUCUUGGAUAUCAUGAUCUGUUAAAGUGUCUAUGUGCUUGAAUUAGGUUAGCAAACAAUAAAAAGCAAACGGGUUAUUUUUCUUAGAACUUGCUAAAAUUCACACACUCAUAUCAUCAUCCAUGAUCCCUUCCUCAUAUU